AUGUAUCGCAGAGUCCACCAGGCGCCGGCGGCUCCAAGGAAACACGCCCGGGCCAGAGACCGUGAAACCGCACCGCCGCCGACGAGCAAGUUCCAGAAGCACAUGUCCGGUCGCUAUGGGGACAUCUGGUUGAGCUUCUCUAUCGUCACUCUGCCCAUGCUUGCGUUCAGUGCGUUGCUGCUUGGCCUUGUCUACCACUAUCGCGUCACCCACUCUCCCGCUGCAACAUCUGGUUUGCGCACAGAUGAUCUCACCGACGAGCCUGGAAUAUAUUAUGUAGACCUCAGUGCUACUGUGUUGAUCUUCAUUGCGUCCUGGUCCAGCACCUUAGGACCGCUCCUCGCGGGCUUUCUCAUGGCCCUGGCAUCAUAUCCUCUUUCGAAGAAGUACUGGAAUGACGUCCUACACCAGCAUCCAGACCUCCCAACGCCCUUUCAGUUCGCGCUAAUACUGAAGUUUCUCACGAGUAGCGGUUGGGGAUCACUGUAUAGUUGGGUCAAGUACCUUGCUGGCUGGAAGAAGCAAAGACAGUGGCAGUCGAGACUGUUGACAGCAAGCGCCUCUGUCACGGUUCUUACAACAUUCUUGGGCUUUCUAGUCUUUCUUGCGGACACCUGGCUCCAUAUCACGACAUCGACCGUGAACUUUGUCCAAGUCAGCCCAGUGACUGGCGGGACGAACUACAGCUUAACCCUGAAGCCAGCAUGUCUCACGUCGAACAAUUCUAUGGCGGUAGCUCUUGCUACUGCCAAUGGGGCGUGCAACGUGAACUCUGGGGCUACUCAAAUCUUCCUCGCCGAUUCUCGUCAGACUUUGCAGACACUCAACAACGUCUCCAACACCAUUGCCGUCUUCAAUAACGGACCUGACCCAACAUACACGUAUCUUGGCAUCCCGCCAUCUGCAGGCAUUGCCGGUCGGGACUACACGGCCACGACGUUUGGCAUGCGCACUCAAUGCAGACCCAUCUCAAACGAAUGCAAUCUGAAUGGGCUGAUCGGAGCGUCGACCCCUUUUAUGUGCACUCCAGCGUUUGCGGGCGACCUUCAACAAGAAUCCAAUGGCUGGCUCUAUACCUACUUCACCAACGACUCUAUGAAGUCCAACCUGACUAUCGGAGGAGUUCAGAACCCUUACUAUUAUGGGCUGGCAGCCUUGAUCCAGAACCCCGGUCAGCCAGCUUAUACUGCCAACGGCACAGACAUUCCUGAGCUGGUCACACCAGUGCACGGUGGCACUGCCUUUGUGCUGCUGUGUAGCAUAACACUCUACGAUAUUGAAUACGACUCAAUCAAUGGAACCAUCACACGUUUGGUGGCCUCCCCGAGCAACAACACCGUUGCCAAUAUUUGGCAAGCUCCAAUGGCGAACGUCAAUGUUGCACAGUCCAACCUGCAGACGGCCGCCACAAUCGCCGCUUCCACCGCAAAUGAUGCGCAAGAUCUGGCGGAUCAAAUAGCUCUCGCCUACAGCAAGGUGGCCUUGGGUGUCGGUGCACAAUCCGUGCGUGGGGCACCAGCCCUAGCAGUUCAAGAGCGAAGUUCAUUUCUCGUGACCCGACUCCCCAUGGCGCCGCUUUUUGGCCUGAUCGCCGCGAAUCUCGCGUUCGUACUCUUGGGCUUCAUCCUCACGGGCAUCGCACUCGGCACCUCCGGAGGCGAAGUCCGAGAAAUCCAAGCGCGGCUGAGCAUUGUCGGCUUGGUCGCGGAUCGUUUCGAAGGCGGCAGGGCGAAAGACGCGGCAGAGGACAUGGAGGAGCUUUUUGAAGAGCAUGAUGGAACCACGGGUACUAGGGUAGGAAUGGAGCGCACGGCGACAGGAGGAUAUGCCUACCGGCAGUGGUCCACGAUAACUGGCUGA
Molecule: messenger RNA, 1860 nt
Organism: Fonsecaea erecta
Lineage: Eukaryota; Fungi; Ascomycota; Eurotiomycetes; Chaetothyriales; Herpotrichiellaceae
Exons: 2
Coding region: 1-1860 (619 amino acids)
Source: RefSeq, a predicted model, not a curated record